Molecule: messenger RNA, 1406 nt
Organism: Andrographis paniculata
Lineage: Eukaryota; Viridiplantae; Streptophyta; Magnoliopsida; Lamiales; Acanthaceae
Product: spindle and kinetochore-associated protein 1 homolog
Exons: 10
Coding region: 137-934 (265 amino acids)
Biological process (GO): regulation of microtubule polymerization or depolymerization; chromosome segregation; mitotic cell cycle
Cellular component (GO): spindle microtubule; outer kinetochore; mitotic spindle
Molecular function (GO): microtubule binding
Source: RefSeq, a predicted model, not a curated record
GCCGUUUGAGAUUUUGAACGAGUCUUAGAGUCGCUAUCGUGAGAAAAGCGACGUUGAUUCAAAUUGUGCGUUGAAUUCGAAAGUUCCAACUCAAGAACCCUCAAAGGCAGCAUAGAUCCAGUGGGGGAGGAAUUCCAUGGAUGUGAAAGAAGCAGGAGCCUCGCUGGAUGCUCUGGUUUCGUCCUUCAACACACGUAUCGCUGAGCUGCAGCAGUUCGUUAUUGCGCGGAACAUGUAUCCAGCCAGCGGUAUCACCGAUUUAUCGGCCAUUGACGCAGCUUUGAAUGGGAUGGAGGUUCAGGUUCAGAAUAUCAAGAAUCGACUACGUGAUGAAACUCGAGCUAUUCCUAAAGCUAAAAAAUUAAUUGAAGCAGCGCUGCAGCAGCAAAAGAAAUUGGAAACUCUGUCUUCCUCUGUUCCUUCAUUUGUUCCUCAAAGAAUUAUUAAUUUGAAUCAAGACAUUGGUAACUGUGUGCAAAGAGAAGAACAUAAGCAAAUUAUUGGACUUGAGCCUUUAAAAGUUGAAGAACCUCAACGCAAAGAGAAGAAGGGUCGAGCAUCCCCUCCAAUGUGGUAUGUCUCUGAAGACGAGCUGAAUUCUGUGCCAGCGUAUAUGAAACAGAGACUCACUUUGGACAAGGUGAAUGCUGCCAUUGGUGAUAUGGCAACAUAUGCUGAAGCAAACGCCCAACUUAUUGCAGCCCCAAGAAAAAAGCUCUCCGAGAAUAACUUGGACAAGGCUCUGGAAUUAAGGGAUAUUGCAUCAUCAGAUGGAGUGAAAGGAAAACACUUCUUCUUAGAAGGAGAUAUCAAGGGACCUUCUCUAAAACUCGACAACACUGGAAAGGCUCUACUGACGGUCCUCCGGCACCUGGGACGGAUAAGCGAGUCACGAAUUGGACAUCACCGUGUAAUCAUCUUGUUGAGGCCUUAGCUCAUUUAUUGCAACAUAGAAUAAAUAUACAUUCUAGCCGCAACUUAGGAGGUAGUUUGUUCUUGUUCAGACAACACAGUUGAUUUCCUUGAUGUGUAUGGAUUGUGCGUUUAACUUUGUUGAAAAUUUUUAGUCUUGAUUUGCUAUAUUCUACUAUGUUUUAUGGUAUCAUUGGUAUGCGACGACUUUUGUUUUUUCUUGUCGAAGUUAGUUGCUUCUUGGGGGAUGAAAAAUGUCGAAAGGAAAUGGAUAGCUAAUCAAUCUUCCUGGGAGGUCCGUGGACCCGAAGCACAUCCGGUCCGUACGGGCGCCAUGGUUGGUGCUGACCAUCUGGUGUUGGAGCCCAUGGAGCUCUGGCGGUGAUCGGAGCUGGAGUGGGGGGGCUGACCGCCGCCCGUGCCAUCAGAGCUGAAGGUCUCCACGUAACAGUCUACGAGAAGUCCGACCGACUCGGGGGCGUCUGGAUUUACGA